AUGUGCGGUUUGUGUGAUAAUUUGUUCAAUUUUUUGAUCAACAAACCAGGUCCAAUUAUGUCACGAGAAAAUGGAAAGAUGUUAAAUUUCAAUAAGAACGGUUUGAAUGGUUCUUUACCUACUUUCAUUGACUUUCUCCAGUUGGAAGUGUUGGAUUUGACAUACAAUCUCUUGAGUGGAAGUAUAGAAUCUCAGUUGAAUGGAUUGUCAGGGUUGAAAAGUUGGAAUCUUAGCUUCAAUACGUUCACUGGUUCAAUUCCUAUUGCAAAAAUUCAUGCUCGUAUGCUUACAAUGAAUAAUUUCCAAGGUUCUAUCCCAAAAGAAAUCGCACAUUAUCGGAACUUAAGUUGGAUAGAUUUUACCAUGAAUAAGCUUUCAGGGUCUCUUCUUAUGAAAAUUGGAGAGCUCUCUCUAAGUUGGAGGUCUUGA
Molecule: messenger RNA, 429 nt
Organism: Tripterygium wilfordii
Lineage: Eukaryota; Viridiplantae; Streptophyta; Magnoliopsida; Celastrales; Celastraceae
Product: receptor like protein 29-like
Exons: 2
Coding region: 1-429 (142 amino acids)
Biological process (GO): hormone-mediated signaling pathway
Cellular component (GO): plasma membrane
Molecular function (GO): protein binding
Source: RefSeq, a predicted model, not a curated record